Messenger RNA from Metopolophium dirhodum (rose-grain aphid), 4409 nucleotides. RefSeq names its product guanine nucleotide-binding protein G(I)/G(S)/G(T) subunit beta-1 (gene Gbeta13F). The transcript is spliced from 9 exons. The coding region runs from base 496 to 1518 and encodes 340 amino acids. The record is from RefSeq and is a predicted model, not a curated record. Lineage: Eukaryota; Metazoa; Arthropoda; Insecta; Hemiptera; Aphididae. Gene Ontology annotation, molecular function: signaling receptor complex adaptor activity; protein binding. Gene Ontology annotation, cellular component: cytoplasm; heterotrimeric G-protein complex. Gene Ontology annotation, biological process: G protein-coupled receptor signaling pathway.
GUCAGUACGGUGUUGGGCGUGGUUCGCAUAGGAAUGAAUACUACAGCAACCGAUGCGAUAUUUUUCAUUAAAUUUUUUUUUACAACUAACCCUAUUAUAUUGUAAUAUUAGCUUUUAAACAUAAUAACUUUUUAUUUGUACACAUUAUUUACCUACCAGCGCUUUAUGUCUGUGCGUUAUUUUAUUUAGAUAAAUCAUCCAACAUUUUUACCCAUUGUUUUUCGAAUCGUUGGUUUCGCGAUAUCAUUACGACGAUGUUGAAAGGGGUGUUGUGCGCUAACGGUGCGUUUCUAGUACACGCGAGAUAAGGUCCUUAAUCUUAGUGAUCGUAUAAAUAUUUUUACCACGAUGUCUAGCAAUCGUUAAUGAAACACGCAAUCGGGAUAUUUACGUCCUACCGCUUAACUUGACGGAUACAUCCAUGUCUUGACCUUAAAUAUUUGAUUUAUCUUGAGCAUUUGUGUCGGUCGAGACCGGAGGCCCUAGCCGUGCACAAUGAAUGAACUGGACUCACUAAGGCAAGAGGCUGAAACGCUGAAAAAUGCCAUACGAGAUGCAAGAAAAGCAGCAUGCGACACAAGUCUGUCGCAAGCGACCACCAGCAUGGAACCGGUCGGCCGGAUACAAAUGCGAACGAGACGUACCCUACGUGGACAUCUUGCCAAAAUAUAUGCCAUGCAUUGGGGCUCUGACUCCAGAAAUCUAGUAUCAGCCUCACAAGAUGGAAAGCUUAUCGUAUGGGACAGCUAUACGACAAACAAGGUACACGCCAUACCACUUAGGUCUAGCUGGGUGAUGACGUGUGCAUAUGCCCCAUCAGGCAGUUUCGUUGCUUGUGGUGGCUUAGACAACAUAUGUUCAAUUUAUAGUUUAAAAACAAGAGAAGGUAAUGUAAGAGUUAGCCGAGAACUGCCAGGGCACACAGGUUAUUUAUCAUGUUGUAGAUUCCUUGAUGAUAACCAAAUUGUCACCAGUUCAGGAGAUAUGUCAUGUGCAUUAUGGGAUAUUGAAACUGGCCAACAGUGUUCAUCAUUCAUUGGACAUACUGGCGAUGUUAUGUCUCUGUCAAUGUCACCUGAUAUGCGAACAUUUGUAUCAGGAGCUUGUGACGCUUCAGCAAAAUUAUGGGAUGUUCGAGAUGGAACCUGCAAACAAACGUUCCCAGGACAUGAAUCUGAUAUCAACGCUGUCACGUUUUUCCCGAAUGGCUAUGCCUUUGCUACUGGCUCAGAUGAUGCUACCUGUCGUUUAUUUGAUAUCAGGUCUGACCAAGAAUUAGCCAUGUACUCACACGACAACAUAAUAUGUGGCAUAACAUCUGUAUCAUUUUCAAAAUCUGGACGUCUACUAUUGGCAGGUUAUGAUGAUUUUAACUGCAAUGUUUGGGACUCAAUGAAAGCUGAACGUGCCGGUAUAUUGGCUGGUCAUGACAACCGAGUCAGUUGCCUGGGAGUAACUGAAGAUGGCAUGGCUGUUGCUACCGGUUCUUGGGAUAGCUUUUUACGUAUUUGGAACUGAGUUGGCCUUUUGAUGAGACCUAUGAAGUCAACGCCAAACGGUCCCUGAAUUACAAAAAAAAACCCAAAAACAGCUAAAUAAAUAAAUAAAUAAAAAUACAACAAAAAAACCAAAUAAAGUAAAAAACAGUUCAAACAUUUUUUUCUUAACGGGGGACCACUCACGCGAAAUGAAAUGUUUUGUUUUUAUCACUAUAAGUAAUCUCUAAGUUGCAUUAUUCAAAAUCCAAUACCACCCGACUUGAAGGUCUUCCGUUUCGCGCAUUUUGGGACAAGUGUCCGCGGCUGUUUAGGUGCUCAAAAAAACAAAACCGUGGCAACACAAACUAUCUAUGGAAACGUAGUGUUAACAAUUAUAUUUUACAACAUAUAAUAUACAGAUGUGUAUAUAUAUAUAUACAUAUAUAUACAUACAUACAAACUAAAAUAAUUAUGAAUAUUUAUAUCUAAGUCAUAUAACUAGAAUAGAUCAGUAUUUAAAGUUAUAAAACGCUAAAAAAAAAUUAUAUUCCUAAAAAGUUUUUUUAACGAGUGUUCAUAUUAAAAAUAAUUUUUAAAACAACAAAAAACAACUUUAUAUACUUUUCUGUGUAAAUACUAGUAAAUUAAAUCUUGUGUAUAAUAUUAAAAUUUAGUUCUUAGAGUUAAAAUAUAUAAUCAGAACUGUGUGCAUUUUUCAAAUAAAUCUGAACUAUAUAUUAUUUUCACCGAGAAGUUUUAGAUUUUACACCGAUGUUGGUUUUUAAAAUAUACAGACGUUAUUUUACGAUAAGAAGUUGAUCUAUUUCAGUUUGUUCUCAAUGCAAAGGUCAUUUGUUUCUCUUUGCUGAUACCCAUUUAUAUUUAAUUAUUACACUUAAUAUGUAUACAUUUACAAGUGAAAUAUUUUGGGUUGAACAUUGAGGUCAACUUUCUAAAAUAUUUAGAAUCGUCUUAAAAUUUUGUAACACCACGGACGGCCUUCAUGAGGGUUGUGCUCUGAUCAUACACAUCUUUGGUUUUUAUUAUAAACAAUAUUCUUUUAAUAUAUAUUUUACUUUUAAAUUUUUUUUUUUACAUUCUAACGCACACAUACACAUUUUUAUAUUACAUAACCAGUUUUUUAAAAAGCAUUUAUACCUAUUAAAAUAUACGUGUGAGUUAUUUGUGUUGUUUUUAAACUGUCAAGCAUUCAUUGAAUAGUUAAUUUUAAUUAAUAUUAAUUUUAUUGUUACUUUGUAAACAAAACCAUUACGUUAGCCUUAUGAAUCUGAUAAAACCAUAAGUUUUGCCACUAUAUUAUAUCUAAUGGUGGUCAUUAUUUUGUAUUAUUAUUAUUAUUAUUAUUUAAUUACUUAAUUCUUUAAAUGUCCACGAAUUACUAAAAUAAAUUUUUGAUUCCCUAAAUGGAUUUACCUACACCAUUGAAUAUCCUGCAACUCUUACUGAUUAUAAUGGUGGUGGUGAUAUUUUCAGUUUCUUUAUAAUUUUAUACGGUAUAGCUAACACUCAGUAUGCAUAUUUAUGGCGAAUUACACAUAACAUUUAAUAUUUGCAUUUUCCUAUAAAUCUGAUAAUUUAAUUGUUAAUGUAUCAAUACAAGGCAGAAUGUUAAUUGACUUACCUAGAUCUUUCUUGGAUGUGUUGUAAUUUAUGUUUAUAAGAAUGUCUUAUUUCAAUUUAUCUAAUCUUCAUAUUAUACAUGUGUUUUUGGGUUAAUUAAACAUGGAGUAAGACUUUUUUAUAUACAUUAGCUGUAUACUAUACCAUGUGUUGUGUUCUAAUAUGUUAGCUAUCUGAUACAGACAUUUAUCUUAAUACCUAAAGAACUAUUGACAUAGAAACCUUUUUUAGUUUUAUGAUUUAAUAUUUUUAUAAAUAUAUAUUUUUUCCUAAAAGACUAAUUAUUUCUAUUAAAAAUAAAAAUCAUUGAAUAUAAUAUUUAAAUUCAAUGAACAUUGUCAACAACCACAUGGUUAAAUGUUAGUAAAUACAUUUUUUUUUCAACUUGAAUGAUCAGCUGUAUAAUUUAUGAACAUACAAAAUAUAAAAUUAAUUAAAAGUAUUAAUUUUACUUUUAGUUACAUAAGAAUAAACAAAAAAAAAUUGUAUAUUUAUAUGCAUGUAUGUAAUAUAUUUAUACAUACAUAUAUAUAUAUAUAUAGAUUUAUUAAUAAUAAUACUAAUAGUAUGUACAAAAUAUCAAAUUUAUAAUUACAUUUUUUUGCUUAACCAAACAUCUUUGUAAACAUUUUAAUACAUUGAGUACUUAGAGAAUCUUAUCGAUUAUUGUAAUGAUUUUGUGUUCUACUUUCAUUUUGUUUUUGUUUUUGAGUGUGUGUUGCAGUCAUUUUUUGAAUUUUUUCUAUAGUACGUAUAUUUUAUAAUUAAAAAAAAUUAUCAAUAGGAUUACAUCUUACCAUCUAAUAUUAUUAUGUAAAUAUAAAAUAGAAAUUACAUAAUUUACAAUUAUAAUUAUAAUUUUUUUUUUCGGCAACGGUUUGAUGUCACACACUGUAUCAUAUAGGUACUUUUACUAUGGUUAUAAAUUAUAAUUAUAAAAUAUUACAACUUUAGGUCUUACGUAAAGAUAAGGUCUUAAAAUUAUCGUUGUUCGAUAACUAUUAAGGAAAUAAGGAAAAAAAUAUUAAAAAAUAUUGCAGUCAAAAGAAUAUCGCUGUUUUUGUCGAAUUUCUAAUCAUAUUAAUUAAUUAUAAGUUAAGUUAUCAUUAUUAAUUUUUAAUUUAUUGCCAAAAGGAAAAAACACUAAAAACCAAGUAGUUUAUAGUGUCUUGUAUUUUUUUUAUUUCCUUUUUUUUUAUCGCUAUUGCGUUUAUUUAUUUAUUUUUUAAAAUGUAAGUGUAAUAAGUUUGUCAUGGUAAAAAUAAAAUAAAUAUUUAACAUAUUCAAAUA